Molecule: messenger RNA, 1677 nt
Organism: Fraxinus pennsylvanica
Lineage: Eukaryota; Viridiplantae; Streptophyta; Magnoliopsida; Lamiales; Oleaceae
Source: the annotation of a GenBank genome assembly
AUGGCUUCAGUAGGAGUUGAUAUUGGCCAUGCAGUGAGAAAUCUGCCGAAGGAGAUCGUUCGGCCUAUAAACCACUUUACUCCAAGCAUGUGGGGUGAUUUUUUCAUUUCAUAUGCUUUGGACAAUCAGGAAUGGGAAAUGCUUGCUCAAAAGGUUGAACUAUUGAAGGAAGAAGUGAGGAAAAUGCUAAUAUUUUCCAAAGAAAGUAAAAUAAAGGAAAAAAUGGUACUGGUUGACACAUUCGAGCGUUUGGGUGUUUCAUAUCACUUUGGAAAAGAGAUUGAAGAGCACCUUGAACAAAUGUUCAAUCUCAUUUCUGAGUUUGGAGACAACAAUGACGAUGAUCUAUACACCGUUUCAUUAUAUUUUAGAUUGUUCAGACAACACGGCUAUAAAAUGCCUUGUAGUGUAUUUGAAAAAUUCAAGGAUCAAAAUAACAGAUUCAAAGAAACACUUGAAGGGGAUGUGGAGGGACUGCUAAAUCUUUAUGAAGCAUCGCACUUGAGGAUGCACGGAGAGGACAUUUUGGAAGAGGCUUUGGUCUUUACAUCCACUCAUCUCAAGUUGAUGGCACCGCAAAUGGGCUCUCUUCUCCAAGAAAAAAUAAAAAAAGCCCUCGAGCUACCUCUGCAUAAACGCUUGAUGAGACUAGAAGCACCUCAUUAUAUUUCCAUGUAUGAAAAGGAGGAAUCAAAAAAUGAUCUGCUUGUGAGGUUUUCCAAAUUAGAUUACAAUUUUGUGCAAAUGUUGCACAAGAAAGAGCUUUCUGAUCUAUCAAGGUGGUGGAAGGACCUCGACCUUUUGUCCAAAUAUCCAUAUGCUAGAGAUAGAGUUGUCGAGUGUCAUUUCUGGGGUUUAGCCGUUUAUUUUGAACCUCAAUAUUCUCUAGGUCGGAUAUUUGUAGCUAAAGUUUUAUCGCUGCUUUCAAUCGUGGAUGACACAUACGAUAGUUAUGGAAUACUUGAAGAACUUGAAAUUUUUACUAAAGCAAUACAGAGGUGGGAUAUUACUGAGAUGGAUAAGCUCCCGGAUUACAUGAAACGGUGUUAUCAAGUUAUCUUGGAUGAAUACAGUAGUUUUGAUGAACUACUCAACAAAGAAGGGAGAUCCUAUGCAGCUCAUCAUACCAAAGAAAGAUUUAAACAAAUUGUGAGGAGUUAUGGCACCGAGGCCAGGUGGUUCUUUGGAGAGCAAAUGCCAACAUUCACUGAGUACUUGAGCAAUGGAUUACUUACCAGUACUUACUGCUUAAUGUCUGCAGCAGCCCUCAUGGGGGUGAAAUCUGCUACAAAAGAAACAUAUGACUGGCAUUGGGCCAAUCCUAAGAUUCUGACAGCUGCCUGCUCCAUAGGUCGACUGCGCAAUGAUGUGGCGAGCUGUGAACGUGAAAACAAACGGGAAAACGAUAUCCUAGCUAUUGAGUGCUACACGAAAGAGCAUGGGGCGUCGAAACAAGAGGCAUUGGAUAAAUUUCUUGAAAUAUCGGAGAAUGCAUGGAGAGACAUGAAUGAAGAACUGCUUAGGACUGACGUCCCAAGGGAGAUUCUUGAACGAAUUCUCAACAUUGCACGCAUUACUGAUUUGAGUUACCUGAACAACAUAGAUGGUUACACUUCUCCGGAGCAAUCUAUGAAGCGUCAAAUGUUUAUAACAGUGGUGGAUCCCCUUAUCAUAUGA